Molecule: messenger RNA, 354 nt
Organism: Eimeria mitis
Lineage: Eukaryota; Apicomplexa; Conoidasida; Eucoccidiorida; Eimeriidae
Exons: 2
Coding region: 1-354 (117 amino acids)
Source: RefSeq, a predicted model, not a curated record
AUGGCAGUGGACCAUCGUGGCCAGGCAAUGGGAAUGGACCACCGGGACCAGGCAAUGGCAAUGGGCCAUCGGGACCAGGCAAUGGGAAUGGACCAUCGGGCCCAGGGAAUGGGAAUGGACCAUCGGGUCCAGGAGGUGGUGGUCCAUCGGGUCCAGGCGGUGGUGGACCACCUGGUCCACCUGGUCCAGGAGGCGGUGGACCACACAGACCAGGAGGCGGUGGACCACAUAGACCACAUAGACCACAUAGACCACAUAGACCUGGAGGCGGUGGACCACAUAGACCUGGAGGUGGUGGUACAGAACCCCCCUGGGACUAUCCUCUCUGGUUUCCUCCCUGUCGUCCCCCGCUAG